AAUUCAUCAAACUGCGGCGUUUAGAAUUUUGUUGCUGCGAUGCCGUCAUCGUUGGAUGGCGAAAGUGGGGCAAAUGCGGUGUUGGGUGCACGCUGGUUUACACUCUGCCUUUGCAUUUCGAAGUCGCUAAGGCAGAAUUUGCUGCAAAUUUGAGUUGGGUUAGUAUGUUUGUGUGUGUGUGUGUCUGUUGCGGAGCAAUUUCAUUCGACUGUGGUCUUCGCGAGACAAUGUAGAGUUUGGAUUGAAGCUUUGUGGUCUUCGCGAGACAAUGUAGAGUUUGGAUUGAUGUACACGAGUGGUGGGUGUUUCUGAGAGUGGUCGAAAUGAUCAGAGGCUUUGGUCGCAAUUUUUGGAGCUGAGAUUUUUCUGAGUCUGCCUCUUCCUCAGACCUCGAUUUCCAGCGCCGGAGAGUUUUUGGGUGGGACACUGAAGGUCGCGAUUCGGGGUUUAGGGUUUAGGGUUUUAGGCUCAUAGGUGCACACAUUUGACUGUUUUCGACACUUGUGUUCAUGGUGCAGGGUUCGUUUCUUGAUCAGGGAAUUGGGGAGUCUUUGAUGUUGGAAGCUGGCGUUAGAAUCUUACCAAGAGGACAUUGCUUAUCGAAUCGGUUUUGCGUGAUGCGGCAUUGGUCCUGGAGGGUUUAGUGCUUGGAAACAGGAGAUUAUGAAAUGAUUCUUACUGCAUUCUUUCUCUUUGGAUAGUGUGAGUUCUCUCAAGGAAGCGUAAUUGUUCUUGAGGCAUUCUGCUAAGCUUCUGGGAAAAUGAGGGGUCGCAGGUUUUAUUUCCGUGGAAGUAGUUUGUUUUGUUGCGUUGAGAGAAAUCUGGUAGACUCACAGCAAAGCCUUAAUCAUAAUCUAGUGAUGCCUUUUCAGGCGUUUAGUAGGUCGUUGGCGUCAGAUUCAUCACGAACAUCUUGGUCUUUCGUAAUAUUUGAUAAAGUAGUUAGCCGAUGCCAAUUUCAACCUUCAGGCCUUGGACAAUUGGAAAACUGGAGGUUUAAGUAUUCUUGGAGAUCACUUUGUGCUGUUAGUGAUGUAGCUGAACCUAAAGUCAAAUUUUGUGAGAAGCCAUUGGUGGAAAGAACGAGCUUGAAAAGUGCUCUGUCUACUGCAUUACAAAAUUAUUUCAUCACCAGCAAGUAUGUACCUGCAUCAGAAGCAGCACUAAUGGUGAAAAAUGCCCCGAAGUUUAUGAAGAAGCUCUUAGUCCGUGCAAAGGAGGAGAAGUCUUUGAUCCUCAAGUCUCAAGCGGUGGAUCCUGAUCAUGACGGCGCCUUGAAUUUCCAAGCCCGGGUUGAUGCGUGGGUGGCGAAACAAAAUGUCGAUGAGAUUGAAGUAUUUUUUGAAACACUCGGAUUAGGUGACAAAUCUGUGCUUGAAUAUAUUGUAGCUUCAGAAAAUCCAAAGCUUGUUGGUGAAGAGGGUCUUCUGGUGAAUACGAAGCUUCUCCAGGGGUUAGGAAUUCCAAGGAAACGCCUAUGGAGGCUUUACGAUCGGGACAGGAAACUCUUGAAAUGCACACACACGGACUUCUGUGCGAGUAUUCGAGUUUUGGACAACCUUGGUGUGCAGAGAAAGGCAUUGCCUACAUUAGUACAAGCAUGCCCCUCUGUUUUACGCAUCGAUGUUGAGGAAACCAUGAAGGAUGUUCUUAGGUAUAUGGAAGAUUUAGGGAUUGAGAAGAACUUUGUAGGUAGGCUACUGCAGUACAAUCCUCAAGAAGUUUUAGGAGCAAGGCACACUCAUUUUGGAGAGAAGAUGCAGUAUCUUCUUGAUUGUGGUCUUUCUAAAGAUCGCGUUAUCAGGAUGCUCCGAGACUUCCCUCAGCUGUUAAUAUUGAGCUUAGAGGUGAAUGUGAAGCCCAACAUUGAGUUUCUAUGUUCCUUGGGGCUUAGGAAAGAGCAGGUAGGAAAUAUUAUCGUUAGAUCACCUCAAUUACUGAGUUACAGCGUUAAGAAAAAUCUUCUUCCCAAGAUAGCUUAUUUAGAAAGCUUGGGUGUGGAACGAGGUAACGUUGCACCCAUCUUAGUUAAGUUUCCAGGAAUUUUCGGCCACAGCAUUGAGGAAAGCAUGACACCGAAGGUGAAGUUUCUCGAGAGUCUUGGUGUGGAACGGAAAAACGUAGGAAAGAUCAUAACCCUCUUUCCAGCGAUUAUAGGCUAUAGCAUUGAGGAUAAUCUCAUCCCUAAAAUGAAGUACUUCGAGAGCAUCGGAAUGGAGAGGGCAAGCUUUGGUCGUGUUGUCACUCGUUCCCCGUCGAUACUUGGUUUGAGUGUGGAGCAAAACCUCAAGCCCAAGGUUGCUUUUUUUGAAGCGAAUGGUGUGAAGGAAAAAGACAUCGCAAGAUUAUUUACGUCACAUCCAUCUGUUGUUGGACGAGCUAUAGACGGUAGCCUUGCAAGCAAACUGACGUUUCUGGCAUCUCUGGGUCUGGAACCAAAAUCUGAUGCAAUGGCUAAAGCUCUCGUGGCAUGUGCAGCUCAAAGUGUCACAUCACUUGAGAUGAAAUGCAACAAUUUAUUAGAGAUUGGUUUCCCACAGAAAGCUCUUCUUAAUAUCGUCAUACAGCAACCGACCCUAUUGCAUCUCUGCGAGGCACAUUUGAAAUGCAAGGUUAAAUUUUACACAGAGGAAGUCGGGCUCGCUGUUGAAGAAUUGCCUCCCUCUCUUUUGAGCUAUAGUUUGGAGAAUCGAAUCAAACCUCGAUACAAGUGGAUGACAUUGCUGCAGUCCAGUGGAUUGCUGUCCAGAAAGAUUCCCAUAUCAACUGUUAUGAGUAUUUGUGAGAAAUCAUUCCUAAAGAAGUUCGUCGAACCUUACCCACAAAUGGUUGCACAAUAUAGUGGAACCUGGUCCCUGCCAACACUUUGAGCAACAUCCAUUUGUUCGGGAUAUGCCCAAAACAGCAUGAGUCUGUGAAAGUGGAGGUGUAAACAUUUAAGGUAUGGAACGACGUGAGGCUGCAUUCUAGGAUAUUUACUCUCUGGACGAGCUAUCAGCUCCUAGAUCUCGCAAUAUCCUCCAUGGACCCUAUGGAUAUGCGGCCAAGAAUCAAGAUAUGUGGACAGUUCACCAAUUCAAUAUUAGUUUACCAAUUCCGUGUUGCGGAACUUGGGUGCUCUAUUGUAAAAUCAGUUUGGGGCGUUGACAGGAACACCUGGCUGUGGAUCGAACUGGCCACUAGAUGACAACUUAUGAAUUGGUAAUAGAUUUCACCUGCAAUCGUAAUUAUAUGAUUGUUUUUGUUUUCAUACUUUCAAUAGCUUUGAGUUCUAGCAACUACAGGACCUGCGGUGUUUGAGGUAUGGAAGGUUGCCACCUUGGCCGAUUCUUAUUCUGUUACGAGUAUGCUAGACAUCUAGUAUUUAGACUUAGGAUAUUGUUGAAAGGAUCGGCUGUUAAUAGUUUUAGGAGACAACCCCUACAUUCCUUAUCUAUUAUCUGUGUGUAGACACACCUAUGUUCGUAAACUACGAUUAUCUAUUUUCAAUACUAACAAAAUCCUUCUAGAACUGGCAAAAUUGCACCUA
Molecule: messenger RNA, 3529 nt
Organism: Physcomitrium patens
Lineage: Eukaryota; Viridiplantae; Streptophyta; Bryopsida; Funariales; Funariaceae
Biological process (GO): regulation of DNA-templated transcription
Molecular function (GO): double-stranded DNA binding
Source: RefSeq, a predicted model, not a curated record